Clupea harengus (Atlantic herring) is the source of this 2940-nucleotide messenger RNA. RefSeq names its product immunoglobulin-like and fibronectin type III domain-containing protein 1. Bases 1 to 2697 code for a protein of 898 amino acids. NCBI's taxonomy places the organism in Eukaryota, Metazoa, Chordata, Actinopteri, Clupeiformes, Clupeidae. The transcript has 15 exons. Gene Ontology annotation, cellular component: M band. The record is from RefSeq and is a predicted model, not a curated record. Gene Ontology annotation, molecular function: protein binding. Gene Ontology annotation, biological process: sarcomere organization.
AUGCUGAAGAAACUAAAGGAGAAAAAGAAGGAAAGAGAAGAGGAGCAGGCACAGUUUGUAAGUCAACUGAGUAACCUGAAACCGAUUGAAGUCAAAUCGGAGGGAUGUGCUGAAUUUGAAUUUGAAAUGGACCUCAAAGACCCUAAUUCAAGGAUCUUCCUAUUCAAAGAUGGGGAAAUGGUCCAAUUUACUUCAGAAGAUGAUGAGAAGCAUUCCCUAAAAAAGAUAGGGAAAAAAUUUGUGUUUUCAGUUAAGGACCUUUUGCCAGAGGAUGCCGGAUUAUACCAAGUCGAUGUUGAGGGUGUCAAUAUCUUUUCAACAGACUUUAAAAUUCCACCAGUGGACUUCUUAGUCAAGAUUCAGGAAGUGAAGGCCUGUGAGAGAGAGGAUGCUGUCUUUGAAUGCGUUUUAUCCCAGCCAAUGGAAAAGAUCAACUGGAUGGGGAAGAAUGUGCCCCUGGUGCAAGGCGAGAAGUAUGACAUCGAAGUAUCUGAGGACAAGCUCAUCCACAAAUUGGUGGUGAAAGACUGCCUGCAACUAGACAAGGGCAUCUAUGCAGCUGUUGCUGGAAUCAAGUCCUGCAAUGCAUGGCUGGUGGUAGAAGAUCCUGGUGUCCACUUCACCUGUGGACUAUCAGACAUCAAUGCUGUUAUGGGACAGUCCGCAGAGCUGGUCUGCAAGCUGAGCAGUGAAAACUGUGAUGGAGUAUGGUACAAAGAUGGGGAAGAAUUAACCUCAGAGGAGGAUGGACCGACUCUCGUUAAGGAUGGAGCUUAUCACAAGCUUAUCAUUACAAAGUGCGCAGAGGAAGAUUCUGGGAAAUACCGCUUUGAGGCUGACGGACGUAAGACCGAGGCUAUAGUGAUUGUUGAAGAUCCCCCUAGGAUUGAUCCAGAUGAACUGGCUAAAUUCUCAGAGCCAGUAAUCAUAAAAACAGGCCAGAGCGCCACCUUCAAGCUGACCUUUGUAGGCCGAGAGCCAAUGAAGAUCCAAUGGUACAGCGAGGACGAAGAGCUCUUUGACGAAACCAACAUAAAACUAGAGAAAUCAUCCUCUCACAGUCGUCUGCUUCUCAACAAGUGCCAGCGGAAACAAACUGGAGAGAUUAAACUUAAGUUAAAAAAUGAGUUUGGAACUAUUGAAGCUCUAUCCCAGCUCAUAGUCAUUGCUUACCCUGGUCCUCCCUCUACGCCCAAGGUGGUCAGUGCAUUCAGCGAUUGCAUCAAUCUGUCCUGGUGUCCCCCAACCAACACUGGAGGAACUAACAUUGCGGGCUACAACUUGGAGAAACGCAAGAGAGGCAGCAACUUAUGGGGCCCUGUAAACCCACCAGAUGAACCCAUCAAAGAAAAACAAUAUCCAGUGAAAGACGUAGUUGAGGGAAUAGAGUAUGAAUUCCGAGUGUCAGCCAUCAAUUUCUCUGGAGCUGGAGAACCGAGCACGCCUUCUGAGUUCGUGUUCGCCAGAGAUCCAAAGAAACCCCCUGGUAAAGUCAUCGAUCUUAAGGUGACAGAUUCAACGUACACGUCUUUGUCCCUGGGCUGGACUAAACCCAAAGAGGAGGAAGGGGUACAGGAUGAGGCUAAAGGUUACUAUGUGGAGAUCAGGCCUGCUGAAAUGACUGAAUGGGCUCGUUCUAACUCAAAUGCCAUCACCACCACCUCGUUCACCAUCAUUGGUUUGAAGUCCAUGGCCAUGUACUGGGUCAGAGUGUCUGCCACAAAUGAGGGAGGAGAUGGAGAGCCUCAAAAUUUAGACAACUACAUUAUUGCAAUGCCACCUCCAGUGAGGCCAACAUUUACAGAUCGUAAAAUGAAAAGCUUCAUGGUGGUGAGAGCUGGGAAUUCAACACGAGUCAACAUAAACUUUCAGGCAUCACCCAUGCCAAAAAUAACUUGGUUGAAAGAUGGCACGCCCGUAUCCAAACGAAUUACUGCAAUCAAUGCUGAAGGCACAUCACAGCUUCUGAUUCCUUCAUCGGAACGUUCAGACACUGGAAUUUACACCAUCAUUCUCAAAAACAUUGUUGGGCAAGAAACCUUCAGCAUUGAAAUUAGAGUCACAGAUGACCCCAAGCCCCCAGGCCCAGUGGAGCUAGAGCAGAAUGUCCCAGGUACUGUUACUGUCUCCUGGACACCAUCCCCAGAUGAAAAGCGUGAUGACAGGCUCCACUAUGUAGUGAUGAAGCGAGACUCAGCCAAGCGCACUUGGCAAACUGUGGCUGAUCGCCUCUUCAACAACAACUACACUGCUGUGAACAUCAUACCUGGGCGAGAGUACAACUUCCGGGUGUAUGCCAAAAAUGACAUGGGACUUUCUGACCCUUCAGAGUCUCGUAAAUGGGAAGUGGUCAGGAAGAAAGAGAAGUUCACUCUGAACAUGCCUGAAUCCAAGAGCUGCACGUUCGAGACCGUGCCCUCCUUCCUGGUCCCCCUGAGGACCCACAGCAGCCCUGAGAGCUACGAGUGUUACAUGAGCUGUGCCGUCAAAGGAAACCCUGCACCUCACGUCACAUGGUACCGCAAUAACAUCAGUAUCAACACCAACACCAAUUACUUCAUCUCCAACACAUGCGGCGUCUGCUCCAUGCUUAUCUUGAGAGUGGGCCCCAAAGACAACGGAGAGUACAAAGUCAUCGCCGAGAACCAACAUGGCAGGGCGGAGUGCUCUACCAAGCUCACAGUUCACAGUACAUGAGAAUAAAGGAAUUGGAGAUGCCAAGACUGAAGUUCAAAACAAGAACACUAAGAUCCGGAGAAAUUAGUUGCUUUUUCAUAGUGGUGUAGUUAUGAUUUUGGUGAUGUAAUGUGUCAUGUGAUUAGUUUUGUAAUUUAAUCUGAAUUCUAUGAAGGCCCACAUAAACACCUGAAUGAAAAUGUUUGAAAUGCGGCCUAAUAAACUGUUACAGAAAUGAAAAUCAAACAUAUAUUCUUGCAUCAU